AUGAAGCGGUUGGCGCUCGCGGCUGUGCUGGUGAUACUGGUGAUGGAGGAAGUGAGUGCGGAGGCUUACCUCAACCCCACUGACAUCCGCCUGCCGCGCAAAGUCUGGCCGCAUUUUUACAACCUGUACAUCACCACCUCCGUCUGCGAAGACAAUCCCGACUUCUCUUUCUACGGCCAAGUCGAUAUCAAUGUGGAGGUGAAAAUAGCAACCAGCACAAUAAAAAUCAACGCAAAACAUCUUAACAUUUCAUUUGCAGAAACAACAUUAAAGUCAUUGGACAGAAAUGAAUUGAUUCCAGUUUCUUCUCAAGACAUCGACGAAGAGCAUGAGUUCCUUAUCAUUCAUUUCCCCUUGACUCUCUGCACUAACUGUGUUUAUGUGCUUCAUAUAGAAUUCAAAGGAAUACUCAGAACGGAUCUAAAAGGAUAUUAUCGGAGCGAGUAUAUUGACACAAGCAGCGGUGUAAGAAAAUGGUCGGCUGUAACUCAGUUCCAGGCCACAGAUGCAAGACGAGCAUUUCCAUGCUUCGAUGAGCCUGAGUACAAAGCUACAUUCAAAAUUCACUUGGGACGCCCAAGAUCAUGUACUGCUCUUUCAAACAUGCCUCUGAUAAUUACCCAGAAUAUAGAAGGGCUUCCUGACUGGGUGAUGGAUGAAUUUGACGUAACUAAAAGAAUGUCGACCUAUCUGGUGGCAUGGGCGGUGACCGAUUUUCAGUGUGUCAAUUCACUCACUGAUGGAAGAAUACGAGUGUGUUCACGUCCUGACGGGCUCAUAUAUUCCAACUUGGCUUUAAGUGUAGGACCAGCAUCUUUGCGAUAUUACGAAAAAUAUUUCGAUGUCGCCUAUCCGCUUCCCAAAUCAGAUAUGAUAGCAGUUCCUGACUUUGAUAUUGGAGCCAUGGAAAAUUGGGGUCUUAUUACGUAC
Messenger RNA from Gryllus bimaculatus (two-spotted cricket), 930 nucleotides. The record is from the annotation of a GenBank genome assembly. NCBI's taxonomy places the organism in Eukaryota, Metazoa, Arthropoda, Insecta, Orthoptera, Gryllidae.